AUGGCUCAAGAUCCAACUAUACUUAGGAAGAGACGAGGUGUCGUUCGUGCGUCGAUAACUCGACUUUUCACUCGUCUGAAGGAUUUGGAGAGCAAGGCUGAUCAGCCCACUACUCUUGAUCUCGCACGACAGAUGUCGCAGAAGCUGGAGAGUCUAGACUCCGAUUUCAAGCUUCAUCACUAUGCACUCAUCGAUCUCAUCGACGACACUGAAAGUAUGCUCAAAGAGCAGGACAUUCUAGAUGGACAUGAUGACGAGAUGGCCACAUUGUCCACUCGUAUUAAACGGCUAAUUGCAGUCUGUGAUUCCUCCUCCGAAUUUGGUCCUCGUAAGAUAGCCUCUCGAAAGUUAGUUCGCCUUGAAAGAAAUUUAUUUACUAUAAACGAAAGAAUUGGUUCCUUGUCUGGAGGACCUGAUGAUGUUUGUCUUCUUCAUCAAUAUGAAGAGCAACUUCGUGAUCUCAAGGUUGAAUUGAAAGAUAUCUGUAGUGUUCUUCUGUCCCUUGGUGUAGAGGAAUCCGAUCAGCUCUAUACCUCACAAACACAACUUGAUAAAGAGCUGUUUGACUGCUCUCUUAAAAUCAAGAGGUUGCUAUUUCCGUCUGGUCAAACUCUUGACUCAACUCCACCCUCACUCGAUAGCAAGGGAGUUAAGCUGCCCAAAUUGGACGUACCUAAGUUUGAUGGGAACAUCAUAAACUGGAGGACCUUUUGGGAGCAAUUCUCUAUUUCAAUUCAUAGCCGAUCUGGUUUGUCUGAUGCAGAGAAACUGGUGUAUCUCCGACAUUCGCUUAAGGAUGGUACAGUAAAGGGUGUCAUUGAAGGUCUGUCUCGAUCUGGUGAUUGCUAUUCUGAAGCCAUUGAAAGCCUGAAGGCACGUUAUGAUCGCCCACGGCUUAUUCACCAGACACACGUUCGUAUGAUCCUUGAGGCCACUUCUCUCAGAGAUGGAACUGGAAAAGAACUCCGCCGACUCCAUGAUGUCGUUCAACAACAUCUCCGAGCUCUCAAGGCAAUGGAGUAUGAGCCAUCUGGUUCCUUUAUCACAUCUGUGCUUGAGCUCAAACUAGAUACUAAUACCAUGUUUGAGUGGCAAAAGUACAGUCAAGACUCAAUCGAUGUGCCUCACUACCAGAGACUCCUUGAGUUCAUUAACCUACGUGCCCAAGCAUCUGAAGCUUCAGUCUCAGACCAUAAGAGAGCCUCUCGAGUUGAAGAUCACUCAGUGAAGAAGGGUUCUAAUGCUGGAAAGUCAAUAACCUCGUUUACAGCCAGUACUGUGAAUUCUACAGGCCACAACUGUGUCAUUUGUAAGUCUCACAAACACCCUCUAUAUGCAUGUCUGCAAUUCAAGUCACUACCUCACGAUGAGAUGGUCUCUACAUUGAAGUCACACCACCUUUGCAUGAAUUGUCUCCGACCAGGGCAUUUUGUGAAGGAGUGCACGUCUGUGCAUCGAUGCAGGAAAUGUCAGAAGCCACAUCAUACCUUGUUACACUUGGAACACAAGGAUAUUGCAUCAACUUCCACUGGUACCACUAGUACUUCUCAAUCUGUUGUGUCGAAUACUGCCACUGGACUUUCUUCCAAAUCUUUGCUCAUGACCUGUCGUGUUUUGGUUGAUGCUCCUGAUGGUUCCUCCGUGGAAGCUAGAGCCAUUCUUGACUCUGCCUCGUCAGCCUCCUUUGUAUUGGAGCGUUUGUCUCAAAGUCUGCGUCUUCCACGCUCCCGACAAGGUGUGCAAAUCUCAGGCAUUGCUGGUCUCUCUCACAACUCUCCUCACCAAGCCGUCACUAGUCUCACUAUAUCCUCUGUUCGGUCUCCUUCAAAGAAAUUCAAGGUGACAGCUGUUGUUGUACCUCGUGUGACGUGUGACCUGCCACUUCACCCCAUUUCUUUUGAUUUGAAGUGGAGACAUUUGCAGGGCAUUCCCCUAGCAGACCCAGACUUUGGUCUCCCCAGAAGAAUAGACAUACUUUUGGGAGUUGACAUCUUUGUUGAAAUUCUACGUCAGGGCCGGCGGACCGGUGCUCCUGGCUCUCCGUCUGCCUUUGAGACAGAAUUUGGUUGGGUUCUCGCUGGAAAGCUCGAUGUCAAUGCCUCAAAUCACUCCAUUGUCUCUCAUUAUGUCUCCGUUGUCACUGGAGAUGAUCUGUUGCGAAAGUUCUGGGAGAUUGAGGAAUGUCCAAAUGAUCAAUCCUAUCUCACUCCAGAAGAGCGAUUAGUUGUGCAACACUUCAAAGACAAUCACUCACGAUCAGAAGAUGGUCGUUUCAUUGUUCCUCUGCCCAAGAAACCACAUGCUAAGUCAUUGGGUGAAUCCAGAUCUCAGGCUGUGAGAAGAUUCCUCUCAUUGGAGCGAUCUCUACAUGCCAAGGAGCAGUUUGAUGAGUUUGAUUCUGUGAUGAAUGAGUAUUUUGAGAAGGGCCACGCUGAACUAGUUCCCUUGGAUGAUCUGGAGAAGUCUUCACAAGACGUUUUCUAUCUUCCCAUGCAUGCAGUCAAAAAGGAGUCGAGCACAACUACAAAGAUCAGAGUUGUGUUUGACGCAUCAGCCAAGUCUUCUACUGGAGUCUCCCUAAACGAUAUAUUGUUGGUUGGACCUACCAUUCACCCACCUCUCCUUGAUGUACUACUUUCGUUUUCGUUUACACCGUGUGGCUCUUGUUGCUGA
Molecule: messenger RNA, 2673 nt
Organism: Gigantopelta aegis
Lineage: Eukaryota; Metazoa; Mollusca; Gastropoda; Neomphalida; Peltospiridae
Exons: 1
Coding region: 1-2673 (890 amino acids)
Molecular function (GO): zinc ion binding; nucleic acid binding
Source: RefSeq, a predicted model, not a curated record